CAGAGGUUGGGUGGCCUUACAGUGGAGCAGCUGUCACACUGUCUUUUACCAUGACGAGAUCAGGUGCCUUCAAACUCAGCAUUGUCUUCUUUCUCGCCUUCAUCCUGUGUCUACCAGAGUUUUUUCCAGAAAUAUCACAAAUUGAGUUUCUCUGUGAGCUGUUUGACCCUUGCACUCCUGAAAAUGAUGCACAUGUGUGUACUCCGGCUGAACCUCCAUGUGAGACAGAAAGGAUAAAUGCCAGCAGUCAAAACAUACAUGGUGACGGCUGGUAUCUGUGUAAGACUGAAAUGGAUCUGCAGCUUCUCUACAACAAUACCUCACAGUCAGGAGAGCAUGAAAAGGUGGUACUGACAAUGAAGGCAGGCAAUCUCUCUGGAUGGAACAUUAGUGUGUUUGCAUUUCUCAACAACACUGAUCUGUACACUGGACCCCAAAAUGACCAGAGACUCUUCUACUGCUACCUCCCACCAGGCGACAGCAAAUGUCCAGAUCUGGACAUAUCUAUGCAUGAAAACACCAGCACUCCGACACAAGACACCUCGAUUUUAAAAACCAUUACUUCUGCAAACCCAGCCGCCUCUUCGCUCAAAACAACUACACUAUCUUUCCAAGCAACAGCUUCUACGAAUGAGCUGAAGUGCCAACCAACCAGCAGCAGCAGUUUCCUCUUUUACUACCAGGAGCAAAAUGAAACAGCAAGAUCAGCUGCAUUUCCAGCGACGCAAACAAGAAGAGAUGGCCGGUGGUGUGUGAUCACUUCGGUGUGGUUGGCUCUGGUACUGACUGUGGUUGUGGUGACACUAGUGAGUGUGGGCAGCCUGAUCUUAAAGAGCAGAAAACGUAGAAAGUCCAGUUUGGCCGCAUUUGUGCCGGUUUCAGCCAGUGGACAUCAGUUCAAAGAGCUCAGGAAACAAGAAGGAAAUUGUGAGUGA
This is a messenger RNA of Sinocyclocheilus rhinocerous, 935 nucleotides long. RefSeq lists its product as uncharacterized. Bases 51 to 935 code for a protein of 294 amino acids. The record is from RefSeq and is a predicted model, not a curated record. Lineage: Eukaryota; Metazoa; Chordata; Actinopteri; Cypriniformes; Cyprinidae. The transcript has 5 exons.